AUGGCGGGGCAGGACCCCCGGCCCGACCACAGCAUCUGCACCAACAGCCUGGAGGAGAAGAGCCGGAAGGACGCUGGGGGGCUGAGAGUGUCCCUGGAGCUGGAGCAGUCCCUGGGCGCCAUUUUCUGGCCCUUUGGGCAGAUUUUGGACAUUUUGGUGCGGCGCAGUCUCCGCCUGCGGGGCCAGGCCUUCGUCCCCUCCGAGGAGAUGAGCAGCGGCACCAACGCCCCGCGCUCCCUGCAGGGCUUCCCCUUCCACGGCAGCCCACGGGAGACAGAGACUGGGGCACGGAUCCAGCACGCCCGGCCGGGCUCGGCCAGCGCGGCCGAGGGGAAGGGAACGUUGGUGGAGCGGGAGCGGGAGCGGGACAAGCGCGGAGCCAAGGGGGGAGAGGCCCCGGCCCCAAAGAGAGCGGGGCCGGAGCGCAGGGGCAGCGCAGGGGAGGGAGCUGUGGGAAAAGCCCCGAAGCACAUCCUGUUCCUGCCCCAGCUCCCUGAGGAGCCCGAGGAGCUGAUGCUCUCCGUGCUCUGCACCAGAGUUGCGCUGGUGCCCGGGCGCCGCGACAUCGCCUGGCUGCAGUUGGACACCGAGGUGCAGGCGGGCGCCGCCCGCGAGGCCCUGCAGGGCUCCAGCAUCACCCAGAGCAGCGCCAGGAAGAUCUCCUGCGCCAAAAGGUGA
This is a messenger RNA of Passer domesticus (house sparrow), 678 nucleotides long. RefSeq names its product U2 small nuclear ribonucleoprotein B''-like. The coding region runs from base 1 to 678 and encodes 225 amino acids. NCBI's taxonomy places the organism in Eukaryota, Metazoa, Chordata, Aves, Passeriformes, Passeridae. The record is from RefSeq and is a predicted model, not a curated record. The transcript has 5 exons. Gene Ontology annotation, molecular function: nucleic acid binding.